GACCUCAGCUUUUUUUCCUUCUUUCCUUAAAGCCUUGCAGUUGUGAGUGACGAUGUCUGUGGCUCCGGGAACUACACUGUGCAGAUGAGCCUGCGCCCAGCCGCAGAAGCAGGCCCUGAGACCGAAGGGUUGGCGCCUUCCCAAGAGACUUUCCUGGCUCUAAUCGCUGUGCAGAGCAAUAGCAGCCAGCCCGUGCUCCAGAUCCGGUCGUGCUGUGUGACACCUUUUGCCAGCCCAGGGGGACCCGGCGCCAUGUGCUGCCUGUUCCACAGGUUGCCGUUUGAAUGCAGACACAUCCAGGUACUGCAGAGCAGUAAGUCCAGACGUGCUAGCUUCACCAUCCAGCUGUUCCAGAUGCUGAAUCACUCGGUGGCCUAUUUGCACUGUGAGAUCAGUGUCUGCCUGCAUGGCAGAACAGGAUGUGAACAGGACUGCUUUGAAAGUGUGGAGCCAUUUCUCCAGUCAAGUGACAGGAACAGCUAUGGAAACCUGCACAACCUGAUCUCAUUUGGUCCGGUUUUAAGAAGGAAGAACAGGAUUCUAUACAAACCUGUGGAAGGUCCUGAUAGUGCCAUGCUGGUACCCGUUCUGCUGGGAUCCCUCACUGGCUUUGGCGUCUUGGGCAGUGCUUUCAUAAGCCUUUGGCUGCAUCACAGACAGAAAACCAAAACCAUACGCUGUCCACAACUUGGAGAAAUCCAUGGCCUGUGAACUAGGAGCAGCUGCUUGGUCCUGCAGAUCCAACACCACCGCUACCAUGAUCAGAAAAGCAACUUAUUUUGCUUUGCACACUGUAUUGCUUUUGUAGAGUUUCUGCUGACCCAGGGAGCAAGAUCCCCAGUUGUCGCUGUAGAGACGGACGAAGCGACACACACACACACACUCACAGGGGUGAACGAGCAGCUAGGGUUUUUAUUACUAAAAGCAUGUAUUUUUAUAUAUUUCAGGU
Athene cunicularia (burrowing owl) is the source of this 949-nucleotide messenger RNA. Its product is annotated as uromodulin-like 1. Lineage: Eukaryota; Metazoa; Chordata; Aves; Strigiformes; Strigidae. The coding region runs from base 85 to 711 and encodes 208 amino acids. The transcript is spliced from 4 exons. The record is from RefSeq and is a predicted model, not a curated record.